Molecule: messenger RNA, 1616 nt
Organism: Paramecium sonneborni
Lineage: Eukaryota; Ciliophora; Oligohymenophorea; Peniculida; Parameciidae
Source: the annotation of a GenBank genome assembly
AUGUAUUAAUAAAAUCAGCCAGGCUAUUCGAUUAAUAUUUAAGUUUAUUGUAAACAAAUAAAUGGAUUACGUUAUGGAUUAAACUAUUAAUUAAUUGUGUUUACUAAGGAUCCUGAUGGAGUAUUUUAAGAAUUCAAAGUUAUUGAUGUAAAGAAAAAUCUUAAAAAUAGAAUUAUUCUAAUGAUCAUCAUGUAAUAUUUAAAUUUUAUGGUUUAAAAUAUUUAUUUGAAGUUAUUCAGCCUUUAAAAUUUGAUCUUUAUUAGGGUUAAUAAUUUAUAGGUUUAGAAUUUAUAGUAAAUUUAGGGUAAUGUUAAGCAAAUUUGGGAGAAAUAAUAGGAGAUAAAUAAAGAAUUUUUUAUUUAUCAGAUUUAAUGAAUUAGAGAAAUGGAAUGAUUUCUUUUAAAACUGAGAGGAGCAAAGAAAAUAUUUAAAAAAUAAAAUUUGAUGUAAAUAGGAAUUAUGAAUAAUUAGAUUUACUUACAAUUAAAUAAUUCUUUGUUUUAGUCCUUGUUAAGUUUAUUUAAAGAGUAAUAAUCUGUGUCACUGAUUUUAUAUAAAAAGAUCCCAAAUAAAUAAGUAAUACUUUAAACAGAAGCAAAACAAAAGUAAUUAUAAAUGAAUUGGAAGAGAAUAGAAACAUCCUUUGAAAUUCUUUGUGAUAAUGAUCCAUUAUAAUCAAUAUAUUGUGAAGGUAAGUGAAUAUAGUAUUUUAGUGAUUUAACAUGAAGGAUUUAAUUAAUAAAGUCUUGGUGAAUUUGAAUUUUGGAAAUACUAAAUAGAUAAAAAUGUGAAUAUGUUCAAUAUUACAAAUUUAAAUAAUGAAAUAAUAGGAAGAUCAAUGAUUGAUCAAUUUGAAUAUGAUGUUGAAGGUCAAUUUUAUAAUUUGAUAUGUAUAUAUCUUUUUCAUUUAAAUAUUUAUAGAAUAAGGAACUUAAUUGGCAUUGAUAAUAGCAAUAGACUUUACUGAGAGCAAUAAGAAUCCUUAUAAUGAUGAAUCAUUACAUUCAAUAAAAAAGGAGAGCUAAUAUUUAUAAGCAAUAGAAUAAGUGGCUAACAUUUUGAUGGAUUAUGAUAGUGACAAAAAGAUUCCUAUGUAUGGAUUUGGAGGAAUACCAAAUUAUUUAUAAAAUUAUAAUAAACAUUGUUUUCCAUUAUAAGGAGAAGCACAUAGUUUAGAUGAUAUCAAAAAAAUAUAUGAAUACUCUGUAAAAAAUAUAAAAUUUGAUGGACCUACUUGUUUUAAUCCUAUGAUAAGAUAAGCUAUGAAAUGGGCUUAAGAAGACUUAAAUGUAAAUGGUAAUUAAUAUUUUGUAUUGUUAAUAUUAACUGAUGGAAAAUAUAUGGAUGAGGAUUAAACUAUUGUCUCUAUAGUAGAUGCUGGAAAACUACCUUUGUCUCUUAUUAUUGUUGGUAUUGGAGAUUCAGCUGAUUUGAAAGCUAUGGAUAAAUUAGAUGGUAAUAAUGGAUUAUAAGACACUCUUGGUAGAUAAGCUUAGAGAGAUUUAGUUAAAUAUGUUCAUUACAAUUAAGUUAAGAAUGACCAAGGAAAACUAGCUAAAGAACUUUUGGAUGAAUUACCAAAACAAUUAGUUCUAUAUAAAAAUUAAAAAAAAUGA